Molecule: messenger RNA, 403 nt
Organism: Myotis daubentonii (Daubenton's bat)
Lineage: Eukaryota; Metazoa; Chordata; Mammalia; Chiroptera; Vespertilionidae
Gene: RPS28
Product: ribosomal protein S28
Biological process (GO): ribosomal small subunit assembly; translation; maturation of SSU-rRNA
Cellular component (GO): ribosome; cytosolic small ribosomal subunit
Molecular function (GO): structural constituent of ribosome
Source: RefSeq, a predicted model, not a curated record
GGAAAUAUGUGUGUCAUCUCGCGAGAGGGGGGCGGGGCUAGGACGGCGUAUAAAGACGCUCCCCCAAGCACGUGACUCCUUUCCGCCCGACUGUUGCCGCCAUCAUGGACACGAGUCGUGUGCAGCCUAUCAAGCUAGCCCGGGUCACCAAGGUGCUGGGCAGGACCGGUUCCCAGGGACAGUGCACGCAGGUCCGCGUGGAGUUCAUGGACGACACGAGCCGCUCCAUCAUCCGAAACGUGAAAGGCCCUGUGCGCGAGGGCGACGUGCUCACCCUGCUGGAGUCGGAGCGAGAGGCUCGGAGGCUGCGCUGAACUGGUGCCUGGGUCCUGGCUGGCUGGGUGAACCACAUAGCCCAUGGGGAAGAUGCUCCGCUGUUAAUAAAGCGUUUAUGUAAAUUCGG